AUGUCCAGUCAAACUCCUUUUUACUCUCAGGGCUUUAAUUUUGAGAGCUUCGUUCAGAAAGGGGUGGACCCUCGCACUGGACAAUACUCAUGCUCGGUCGACAUCUAUGAAGCACCGGCCCAGACGCGCAAUUGCCCCGAAUUCAAGCUCACGCUCAGCUAUCAUGCUCUCAACACCCAGGACGUCGGCCUUGGCACCGGCUGGUCUUUUAAUCUGUCCUCGUACGAGCACCGGCAACGGAAGACACUGAUACUGUCGACCGGGGAGAACUACCAGGUCACCGAGACAGCCAGUGUUUUCCUUGUCAAGGAACAAAAACUCAAAAGUUUCCGGGCCAGGAAGAUUGACUCGGGCUAUGAGGUGGUCUAUAAGUCAGGCCAGACAGAAAUUCUGUCCAAUGCGAAUGAUACGUAUGAUCGAUCCGUCCCGAUUGCGCUGUACGGCUCCAAUGGUCGCUCCCUCCGGUUCAUCUGGGAACGAUCGGGCUCACAGCCCCGGCUCAGCAAGAUCCAGGAUGGUGGCGACGAUCUACUGGAGGUGCGGUACGAAACCUCCCAAGUAAGGAUCACACAGAACCCUGGCACCCCGGAAGCUAGCACCUUGACCCUCGUUCAAAGGAACAACCAGUUGAAGGAACUCCAGUUGCCAGUGAGCGAGAUGCCACCUUGGGAGUUCUCUUACGUGCCAUUGGGUCAGUUCACCGGCCUCUCGCAGGUGAAAAGUCCCAUAGGAUUGAUUGAAGAAAUAAACUAUAAACGGGACGGACAUCGCAUGCCAGCCCGGGCGCCGUAUGACGCGAUCCCUUAUGUGAUUUCUCACGUCGUGCGGCCGGGCCGCCAGCAGCCCGCGAUCAGAACGUCAUACAGCUACUCCACGUAUAACUUUCUCGGGUACAAUGGUGGCCGAGAUUGGAGUGCUACCGGAGAUAAUCUGUAUCAAAUGCGCUCGGAAUAUCAGUAUACCUCAACGGUGGAGGUCGAAGGCGGAAUGAAAACAACGUACGAGUACAACAAAUUCCAUCUUCCCGUCGUGACUCAGCAGCAGCAGGGCACGAAGAAGACCACGCAGACCAUCGAAUAUUACGCAUCUCCUCUUACAUCAUUCGAUGACCAGCCUGCGCAAUACCAGCUGCCGAAAAGCGUGACGAUAGCCUAUGCAGACAGCCAAAGUCAGGCGGAGCGGACGGAAGUUACUAGAUAUGUGUUUGAUGAAUGGGGGAAUCCAACGCAAGAAGUCAAAGCCGACGGCGUGACGACUGAUCGCACCUACUAUCCGCCAGAAGGGGAAAAGCUGUCUGGGUCUGGGCAGGUGCUGUGCCCGGCGGAUCCUCAUGGCUUUCAGCGCUAUCUGAAGACUGAAACGCUGACACCGGCGACAACCUCAUACCCCACACCCACUCGGAGUGAGCGCUUUACGUACCAUGAACUUCCUACAGCAACCAAUGCCCCGACGAACACGUUUGUCGCUGUCAAGGACCGUGCCACCCGCGCGGGGGACCAGUUACUGAGCAGCGCAGAGUUCGCAUAUGUCAACCAGCCGGGGUCAAGAGACCAUGGGCGCAUCCAACAGGAGACCACAUGGGUAUCUCAAAAUUAUGCUACGGUACAGACAUCGGUCUAUCAGUAUCCAAGCAGCGUCGAGUUCAAGCGGGCUCUGACCACUACAACCUUCGACGGCGUUAUCGUCAGAGACGAGACAACCUUUUCGCUGUGCUCCGGAUUACCCCUGCUCCAGAAAGAUGAUGAUGGCGUGCAGGACCGCUUCGAGUAUGACAAACUCGGCCGGAUGCUCAAAGCCACGGCUGCACUGGGCACCCGAUAUGAAGCAACGCGCCAGAAUGAGUACUCCAUCAACCAGGACGGAACCGGCUGGCUCUUGUCAAUGACGGAUGCCAAGGGCAUUCGAUCGCGAUAUAUUACCGACGGUCUGGAACGGAUAUGCCAGGUGGAAAAACAGGACGAUGGCGGCACCUUCCGCCUGGUACAGGAGCGGGGCUAUAAUGCCCAGGGCCAGUGCGACAAAACAGCCGAGAUUGAUUGGCUGACUACGAAGGGUACUGCAGUGGAACAACGCAGUAGUCAGGAACUGGAAUACGAUAACUGGGGGCAGGUCUGGAGGACAACAGACAGCAGUGGUUUGAUCACAGUCGUGCUCACAGAUCCGAUCAGCUUGACCCGGACAGAAAAGAUCGAGGGUGAAGGACAAACUGUCACUAAGUUAAAUGUUUCCCGCGCUCCGACCCAGACUACGCUGUUGCGAAAAGAUGGAACCCAGUAUAGCAAGGUCGAGUACCGCUACGAUGGCCUUGGCCGCCUGGCGGAGAAGGAAGAUGUUUUAGGUCGCAAGACGCUGUACGAAUCCGAUACCUUUCACCGCGUCACGAAGACCACUUGGCCCGGGGGCCGGGUGGCCACUGUCGACUAUGCGAUCCAAAGCGCUGCAACGUUACCUAUCGCAGUCAAAGUCAAUGGCAUCACUCUGGCUGAGCAGUCCCUGGAUGGGUUGGAUCGGGUCACGGAGAGAACUGUCGGCGCGCGAAUCACGAAGCAAAUGUAUCGGAGCAGCAUGCCACAACCGGCACAGAUUACGACGCAAAAGGGUCAUGAAUCCAAUCUGACCUAUGAGCCGGGCUUGAGCCACGCAGUCACAGAAGUGAUUGGCCCGGGUGUUGAAGAUGCGUACGGCUAUGACCCGCAGAGUGGGCUUCCAACACUGCUCACAUCCUCCUACAGCACCCGGGACCUCCGGUAUUCUCCAUCGGGGCGCCUAAGUCACGAAACGAUCCAGAUCGCCCAAGGCGCAGGCUUCUCUGCACAGUCGACAUACUCGAUGGCCGGGAAGUUGCUCGGUUACACGGAUGUGCACGGACAAGAAUAUCAGGCCGAGUAUGAUGCUGCUGGACGAAUGAAAUCGAUGAGCCUGGAGAAAGCGAACGAAGAGACACUGAAAGUCUCCUUCUCGUACGAUAAUUCAAGCCGUCUAACACGCACAGAAGUGCAGGACAAAGCACGCAAUGCUAGCCUAGCCUCGAGUCUCUCCUAUGAUGACUUCGGCCGGGAGGUCGAGCGGACUGUUUUCCAAGGGACCAAAAAGGUCUACCAGCUAACCCAAUCGUACGGUGAGACAGGGCUAGUCACUACGCGGCACCUGGAAGACGGUGAUGGCAAACUUUUACGAGAUGAGGUCUUCGUGUACGAUAUCCACAAUCAUCUUGUUGAGUACAAUUGCGAGGGGAGCCAGCUGCCUUCGCUUGAGCAGGGCCGUCUUCGAAGCCAACACUUCAGCUUCGACGAAUAUGACAAUCUAGUGGAAGUGAGAACCCACUUUGAGGAUGGGAGUGAAAAUAUUUCGCGCUAUUCACACAGCGCAGCGGAUCCAACCCAGCUCAUCCGGAUUACCAACACCCACCCGGAUUUUAGGGCUCAAAUCGACCUGGAGUACGAUGCCAACGGCUGCCUGACCCGAGACGAGCACGGUCGCACCCUCGAAUAUGACAGCGUGAACCGCUUGCAAGCAAUCCGAGAUGGAAGUGGUGCGGUCGUCAGUCAGUACCGCUACGACGCGUCUGGACGGUUGAUCUGUCAGAUGAUCCCCGAACAGCCAGACACCUAUCUCUUUUACCGAGAGGACAAACUCAUCGCAACGAAGUCAGGGGAUCGCCAUGUGAGCUAUAUAUCUGACGGCAAUGAAUACUGGGGGCAGUCCGUACAAGAGGGGACCGCCACGCAAACUCAACUGUGGGCUUCUGACGGCCAUCAAUCCGUUCUUACCUGGUUGGAUGCCCACCAGCCUGGUCAGAUUCACCAUCAGCAAUAUACGCCAUAUGGCCACAGCGCCGCAGGGUCAUCGCCCUCUAUUGCCUUCAAUGGACAGUGGCGUGAUCCCGUGACCGGAUGGUACCACUUAGGCAAUGGGUACCGCGUGUACAACCCAGUCACGAUGCGGUUCCUUACGCCAGACUCAUGGAGCCCCUUUACCACCGGCGAGAUCAAUCCUUAUGCUUACUGCUCCGGUGACCCAAUCAACCGCAUUGACCCCAGUGGGCAUUUUGGCUUUUUCAAGAAGCUCUUCAAGAAGUUCAGUUGGAAGAAUCUUAUCACCGCGGUGGCCGGACUGGCAGUCAGUAUUGGGGUCGGCAUCCUCACAGGGGGUGCAAGUCUGGCGAUCCAAAUCGGUGUCGGAAUCGCGGCGGGGGUUGUGGCAGGUGUUGCAGCGGGUGCCUUGGGCGAUCUGGCAGAUGGAAGGACGCCAACCUGGAAAUCGGUGGCAGUCGAUGCCUUCGGUGGACUGGUCGGCGGGGCCCUCGGGGCAGUUGGCGCGGGGGUCGUAUCCGGCGCAUUCAAGACCGCCAUACAAACCCAGCUGGGUCGAGUUGCAUCCUACGCUCUCGUAAAAGAAUCCUUCAAGACAGUGCUAAAGGGCGUCGUUAAAGAUGCGGUCGUUGGAGUGAUCAUUGCCGAAGCGGCAGGCCAUGUGAUCCCCUACGAAAAGGCCCUAUACCCAUCCUCUGGGGCGAAUGAGUCUCAAUCUCAGAGCCAUUCAAAUGAUCAAUUGCCGGAUCAGUCCUCUAGGGCUAGGGACCUCAGUAGACCAGCUCCGGGGCAAGGCGAAGCUGCCUCGGCCAACAUGCCAGGUUCGAGUUAUGGAGUUAACUCGGGUGUGAGAGUCGGACAGUCGAUUCCCGACCUGUUGAAUCGGGAACUCACCUGCACUUUCGGGCCGGUGGGCUUACCCCAGAGCAGGCCACAGUCCACGGGGAGUGGUGCUCUUGAGGCCCUCGAAAAGAGACGAAAGAUGUAUGCCUCUAUGAGAAGCAGCAUACGGAGACCACAAGGGUCGACUGGGGGAAAUCCUAUGCCUGGCUCCGGAGCGUAG
Messenger RNA from Aspergillus udagawae, 4875 nucleotides. RefSeq lists its product as uncharacterized. The record is from RefSeq and is a predicted model, not a curated record. The transcript has a single exon. The coding region runs from base 1 to 4875 and encodes 1624 amino acids. NCBI's taxonomy places the organism in Eukaryota, Fungi, Ascomycota, Eurotiomycetes, Eurotiales, Aspergillaceae.